UUGGAAUUAAAUAUCCUCUGCAUUUGCUCUAGCUGUUCUUUUCAUGGACCUGUCUUUCGAAGCAUAUAUUAUAACCGGAGAGAGAGCUGCAAGAACAAGGAUCUGAACACAACAUAGAUCGCAUUAAUCCUUCAAUUCCGAUCUCAGACCCAUCAAACAUGUCUCAGCAACCUCAAGAACAGGCCUUGUGCACCAUUGAUCCUUAUCAGUUUCUUCAGAUUACCAAAAACCCAGAUGGCUCCAUCACUCGUCUCAUGUCUUUUCCGACAGCCGCCGCCACACCGGAUCCCGACUCUCCGUCGCCGGUUCUCUCCAAAGACAUUCUUCUUAACCCUAACAACGCCACCUUCCUCCGGCUGUACCUCCCUCGCAACGCAAUCUCUUCGUCGUCUUCUUCUUCAACCAAGUUGCCUCUCAUCGUCUACUUUCACGGCGGUGGCUUUAUUAUCCUUAGUGCUUCUUCCACUUUAAACCAUGACUUCUGUUCCGAAAUGGCAAACCACCUUUCGGCCGUCGUCGUCUCCGUCAAGUACCGUCUUGCUCCUGAAGCCCGGCUUCCGGCCGCCUAUGACGACGCAACGGAGGCCUUGCAGUGGUUGAAAGCCACCGACGAGAAAUGGAUACGUGAAUUUUCCGACGUCUCUAGCUGCUACCUCAUGGGCACAAGUGCGGGAGCCAACAUGGCUUACCACGUGGGACUACGUGUAGCAUCAGCCGUUGAUGAGUUUGGACCGUUGAAGAUGAAAGGGCUGAUAUUGCACCACCCAUUUUUUGGUGGGUCCCAGAGAACUGAGUCAGAGGUGAGGCUUGCCAAUAACCCCAUUUUGCCUCUCAGUGUGACUGAUCUGAUGUGGGAGCUCGCACUGCCUUUUGGUGCGGAUAGAGAUCACGAGUAUUGCAAUCCGCCGGUGGUGCAAGAUGCUGAUGUGAUCCAACGGAUUGGAUGGGAGGUUUUAGUGGCCGCAUGUGUCGGAGAUCCAAUGAUUGAUCGACAGGUGGAGAUAGGAGAGAAGUUGCGCAGCAGAGGAGUGAAGGUGGUCGAGCACGUUCGUGAAGGCUAUCAUUUCAUGGAACACAUGGAAUCAACCAAAGCUGGCCCACUCUUCAACAUCAUUAAAGAUUUCAUCUACGCUUCCUGAAUCGAAGAAAAUUUCUAUCAUCCAUUAAAUUUUUACUUUUAUUCAGCUUGCAUAAUCGGACGUUUCAAGUUGGUAAGGGGCCAAAAAAAGAAAACAAAACGAAACAAACAACAGCAACGAAGAAAGGUUCGCACAUUUCAAUGAUUUUGUCGUGUCGAAGUUGAGUUCACUAGCUAGCUCUUUGAUAAAAAAUUUAAAAAAAAAAAAACAACAACAUUAGUUGAAGACUUUCGGUUGAUUAUUUGUAUGUCCCAUAAAUAGCUAUCUGUGUAACAUAUUAUUAAAGUCUUGUAACUUUAUUAGAGUUGAGACUUAGAUCACAGACUGAGCCAUUCUUUAUAUGAAACAAAUGUAUUUGCUGCAUGUUGAGUGCUCAAAAAAGGA
Molecule: messenger RNA, 1523 nt
Organism: Prosopis cineraria
Lineage: Eukaryota; Viridiplantae; Streptophyta; Magnoliopsida; Fabales; Fabaceae
Product: carboxylesterase 1-like
Exons: 2
Coding region: 159-1139 (326 amino acids)
Molecular function (GO): hydrolase activity
Source: RefSeq, a predicted model, not a curated record